Molecule: messenger RNA, 1624 nt
Organism: Nicrophorus vespilloides
Lineage: Eukaryota; Metazoa; Arthropoda; Insecta; Coleoptera; Silphidae
Product: elongation of very long chain fatty acids protein AAEL008004-like
Exons: 7
Coding region: 115-993 (292 amino acids)
Biological process (GO): very long-chain fatty acid biosynthetic process; sphingolipid biosynthetic process; fatty acid elongation, monounsaturated fatty acid
Cellular component (GO): endoplasmic reticulum membrane
Molecular function (GO): fatty acid elongase activity
Source: RefSeq, a predicted model, not a curated record
AUUACGGUUGUCGCAUCGCACAGUAGAAUUGGAACGAUCCAGGCAGACGGACCUGAAGAAAACAACAAUCCCGAAUCGCCGAAGAAGAAGCACAACAACUUAAGUUAAGUAACAAUGGACGCAACCAUAGAAGACGUGAUGAAGAUCGUGGACACCUUUCAGCAGCAGGAGAACUUCACUUACAACGAAAUGGCAGGAUUGGUUCGGAUGGCGAUAGACACGUACGGGAAUAUUUUAGAUAGGAUUAGUGAUCCAAGGACGACGGAUUGGCCCUUGAUGAACAGCCCUAUACCGACUAUAGUGAUGGUCCUGGCGUACCUCUACACCGUGAUAUUCCUGGGUCCCAGACUCAUGGCGAACAGAAAGCCCUUCAAGUUGAGAGAGGUCCUCGUCCUUUACAACGGCGGUCAAGUGCUCUUCAGCUUGUACAUGCUCUAUGAGCAUUUGAUGAGCGGAUGGUUCUUUGACUACAGCUACAAAUGUCAACCAGUGGAUUACUCCAACAGCGAGAAAGGAAUGAGGAUGGCCACGCUCUGCUGGUGGUACUACAUUUCGAAACUCUCCGAAUUCGCCGACACAGUUUUCUUCGUGAUGCGAAAGAAAGACAGCCAAAUCACCCUCCUCCAUCUCUACCAUCACAGUCUGACCCCGUUGGAGACUUGGGUCUUGGUUAAAUUCGUAGCCGGCGGUCAUGGCACGUUCUCCAAUCUGAUCAACAACCUGGUGCAUGUGAUCAUGUACUUCUAUUACAUGGUAUCGGCGAUGGGUCCGGAUUACCAGAAGUACCUUUGGUGGAAGAAACAUUUGACCACUAUCCAAUUGACCCAAUUCUUCUUCGUGUUCAUACAUUCGGCCCAGAUCCUAUUCGUGGACUGCGGAUAUCCGAUGUUCCUGGGCGCCCUUCUCCUCCUGCACUCCGCAAUCUUCUUCGGCCUCUUCUCGCAUUUCUACUACCAAACCUACAACAGGAACAAAGCCAUCAAGAAAGAUUAGGUUUCUUUCGGUGAACACACACAUAAUAAUUGGAGAGAGGAAAUCAGGUUUAAGCCAAAUUACGUUAAUCAAUCGCAAAAGACUUUUUAUAUCUAUAUAUAUAUAUAUUUACACAUACACAAACAGUUGUCGUUUAAUUACCUCAAUGCAAAUUGUAAAAAUUUGAAAUAUAGGAGUGGAUAGGAGAUGAAAACGCGCGAUACGUUCAUUUAUUUAAAAUAAUCAGCAAUAUCCAAAGAAGAUUUGAUACAGACGUGCGUUUUCUUUGUAUCUCUUAUACACAUAUUGAACAACUCGCAGAUUGUUAAAAUACCAUUAAAAUACUAAAAGAAUGAAAGAGAAACAGCUCGAAAGACUGACGUUAUUUUAGCAAACUGCAGCAAACAAAUUGAGUAUAGCAGAGUUUCUCAAUCUAUGGAUUAAUUUUUGACAGCUGUCAACUGUCACCUUACGUCAAACUGAUUGGAUUGGAUUGUAGUAAUUAAUAGUGUAAAAAAACAAUACUCAUCAAAUUUUACGUAAAUCAUGUAAUGAUUGUUAUAAUAACGAUAUUUUAGCGAACUGCAACAAACAAAUUCAGUAUGACAAAGUUUCUAAUCUAUAGGUUAAUUUUUGACAGCUGUCAACUGUC